Molecule: messenger RNA, 5195 nt
Organism: Candoia aspera
Lineage: Eukaryota; Metazoa; Chordata; Lepidosauria; Squamata; Candoiidae
Gene: TMEM63B
Product: transmembrane protein 63B
Exons: 24
Coding region: 161-2656 (831 amino acids)
Cellular component (GO): plasma membrane
Molecular function (GO): nucleic acid binding; calcium-activated cation channel activity
Source: RefSeq, a predicted model, not a curated record
UGGAGCGGGGAGGCGCGAGCCAAUCCAGUGAGGGAAAGAGGAGUAUUCAUUUAGGAAAGGGGAGCGCAGCCAGAGCUGAGUGCGCUGGAGGAGCGAAGGCUGAGAGGCAAGGAGGAGCGACUCUACCUUGAACACGGGGAAAGACAAUGAAGCAAUAGAGAUGCUUCCCUUUGUGAUCAUCACCCUGGGCUCUGCAGGGACUACUUGCAGGUCCUCCAGCUGCAACAACAGCAGCACCAAGGAUUACUGCUACAGUGCCCGCAUCCGCAGUACUGUACUGCAGGGCUUGCCCUUCGGAGGGGUGCCCACUGUCCUCGCCCUCGAUUUCAUGUGCUUUCUUGCACUGCUGUUUGUUUUUUCCAUUUUGCGUAAAGUGGCCUGGGAUUAUGGACGCCUGGCACUGGUAACUGAUGCUGACAGGCAACGGCGCUGGCAACAGGAGCAAGAGGAAAGGGAAUAUGUUGCAUCUGCUCUACACUCUGAUAGCCAUGAUCGCUAUGAACGCCUCACUUCUGUCUCCAGCUCUGUGGACUUCGACCAAAGAGACAAUGGCUUUUGUUCCUGGUUGACAGCAAUCUUCAGGAUAAAGGAUGAUGAAAUCAGGGAUAAGUGUGGGGCAGACGCAGUCCAUUACCUCUCCUUCCAGCGGCACAUCAUUGGACUGCUAGUUGCUAUAGGUGUCCUGUCUGUUGGAAUUGUCUUGCCAGUGAAUUUCUCAGGGGAUCUUCUUGAAAAUAACCCCUACAGUUUUGGUAGAACAACUAUUGCUAACUUGAAUUCGGGGAAUAACCUCUUAUGGCUGCACACAUCUUUUGCCUUCUUGUACUUGCUGCUGACUGUGUAUAGCAUGCGUCGCCACACCUCAAAGAUGCGCUAUAAGGAGGAUGACUUGGUGAAGCGGACUCUCUUCAUAAAUGGCAUCUCGAAAUAUGCUGAACCCGAAAAGAUCAAAAAACAUUUUGAGGAGGCUUAUGCAAAUUGCACGGUGCUGGAGGCACGGCCAUGCUAUGAUGUGGCCCGGCUGAUGUUCCUUGAUGCAGAAAGAAAAAAGGCAGAACGUGGAAAAAUCUACUUUACCAAUUUGCAGACCAAGGAGAAUACCCCCUCAAUGAUCAACCCCAAGCCCUGUGGCCAUCUCUGCUGUUGUGCUAUCAAAGGCUGUGAAGAGGUGGAAGCCAUUGAGUACUACACCAGACUGGAGGAGAAGCUGAAAGAGGACUACAAGAAGGAAAAGGAAAAAGUCAAUGAGAAGCCACUGGGCAUGGCGUUUGUGACUUUCCAUAAUGAGGCCAUAACAGCUAUAAUCCUUAAAGACUUCAAUGCCUGCAAGUGCCAGGGCUGCAAGUGUCGUGGGGAGCCCAGGAGUUCUUCAUGCAGCGAGUCUCUCCACAUUUCCAAUUGGACAGUCUCCUAUGCUCCUGACCCUCAAAACAUCUACUGGGAGCAUCUCUCCAUACGUGGCUUCUUCUGGUGGUUCCGCUGCCUGAUCAUCAAUGUGGUGCUCUUCAUCUUGCUGUUCUUUCUUACCACUCCUGCCAUUAUCAUCACUACUAUGGACAAGUUCAAUGUCACUAAGCCUGUUGAAUACCUGAAUAACCCUAUCAUCACCCAGUUCUUUCCUACUCUGUUACUGUGGUGCUUCUCUGCUUUGCUUCCUACAAUUGUAUAUUAUUCAGCAUUCUUUGAAGCCCAUUGGACCAGGUCUGGAGAAAACAGGACAACCAUGCACAAGUGUUACACUUUCCUCAUCUUCAUGGUCCUGUUGCUGCCAUCACUGGGCCUGAGCAGUCUGGAUGUGUUUUUCCGCUGGCUGUUUGAUAAAAAGUUCCUGGCUGAAGCUACCGUAAGAUUUGAGUGUGUUUUCUUACCAGACAAUGGGGCCUUUUUUGUGAACUAUGUCAUAGCUUCUGCAUUCAUUGGAAAUGCCAUGGACUUGCUGCGCAUCCCUGGCUUGCUUAUGUAUAUGAUUCGGCUUUGUCUUGCCCGCUCAGCUGCUGAACGCAGGAAUGUCAAAAGGCAUCAAGCUUAUGAAUUCCAAUUUGGGGCUGCUUAUGCCUGGAUGAUGUGUGUCUUCACUGUGGUAAUGACUUACAGCAUCACAUGCCCCAUCAUUGUUCCCUUUGGUCUGAUGUAUAUGUUACUGAAGCACCUGGUGGACAGGUACAACCUCUAUUAUGCUUAUCUACCUGCCAAAUUGGAUAAGAAGAUCCAUUCAGGGGCUGUGAAUCAGGUGGUGGCAGCACCCAUUCUAUGCCUCUUUUGGCUCCUUUUCUUCUCUACUGUGCGCACAGGAUUCCUGGCUCUCACGUCCAUGUUUACUUUUGUGGUUCUUGUCAUCACCAUUGUGAUCUGCCUAUGUCACGUCUGCUUUGGACACUUCAAAUACCUCAGUGCUCACAAUUAUAAGAUUGACCACACAGAGGCAGAUGUCGUGGAUGGAAGAGAGAACGGGCGGCCUGCUGCCAGUCAACCUCCAGCCCCUAAAUCAGCUAAGUACAUUGCCCAGGUGCUACAGGAUUCUCCACCAGAUGGUGACGUGGCUGAGUCUGAAGAACAGGGGUCCCAGGAUGAGGAGCUCAUCAAUCCCAAUGGCAUUAAUGAUACAGAUUUCCAGUCGUGUGAGGACAGCCUGAUAGAAAAUGAAAUCCACCAUUAGGGAUUGUGGGAAAGCACGAGGGGGCAGGGGAGUCCUGAGAGUUGACAAGGCUGAUGUGCACUGUAUGUAUAUGUAUGUUUGAAUGAGCAAUAGAGGUCAAGACCAAGGAAGGGGAAGAAGAGCAGCACAUGCUCAGCACCAACCAUCACCAGCUCCCACUCACUUGGCUGUUGCAUUAGUGCUCAUUCCAGGGUGGGGCAAAACUAUUGGACCUCCAUUCUUGUCUUUCCUAUCAUUCUCCCUCCUCCUCCUCUUCCUUCCCACCCCCAGGGUAGGAGCAGGAAGUCUCUGAUAAGCUACUUGCCAUCCCCACUUUCUGAAGCCCCACAAGUCCAAGAUGGAGUCAAAGGAAUGACUUUGCUGCUUCACGCUGCCAAGGAGAGGAACUGAAGCAAGGACGUCAGAAGCCUGGGUGUUUUCUAAUGGCAAGAACCUAUUCGGGCAGGAAGCCUAUCCUGCCCUGGACCACUACCCUUCUCUAGAGUCACAGACACUAAUAAUGUAUUAGGUUCCCAUGAGGACUGAGCUUUAAUCAAGGUACUGAAUUUCUAAGCUAAGAAUAUGGGUGGCUUUGAACCUGGCAGGAAUCAGUGGUUCCAGCCAAGCAGAGCUGUUUUUAAUUGUGUAUAAAUUUCCUACUUGCUUGUGCAUCAGCAAGCAUCUUAUCUCAGGUGGCCAAGAUGCAACCCUAUGAUAACCUUGGUCUUGGUCACUUGGACUCUCCAAGGCUGGCUGUAAAUAAGCUGUCAAGAGCAAGAGGGAUUGAAUGGAAGAGGUCACCUGCUGCCAUGAACACUACCCAAUGAAGGCCACAACUGGAGAGUGCUGCGUAACAGCAGGUGUCAGUGAACAACUGCUAGGAACCCUGUAGCUCUAGUGGAAAAGUGCCUGUUUCAGGGUGAGAAGAGGUUCAGGAGAUAUGCCAGGAGAGGGUUCAGCAGGAUGAGCAGCCCCUCCAGAUCUCUCUCUCCACUGUUUUCACCCUGAAUGUGGAACGAGGCACAGUGAUUUGGGAUCUGCAACAACUUGGCAAUGAAUUUUACCUUCAAGACUGACUAAAACCCUGGUCUCUUGUCCUGCCUAAUUUCCCAGGAGGGAGAAGAAGAGAAGGGUUGGUUUUCUAAAUUUGUAACCGGGAAAGGUUUCCCAGCUCAUCCAUUUGCACCUCGGAGCCUUGCAUGAGGCUGACUGUGUAUUCCAUAAGAGGAGGCAGCUCAGCUGCUUUACUGAUCCCACUGCCUUGCAUGGAACUCUAAGGAACUGCCUUAUGCCUCAAAGGUUUCCCAUUUCUUGACCUGCUUCCCAGGUGGGAUUCAGCUAUUACUGGGGCCUUUCCUUCAAAAGUGGUCUUUCUGGGGGCACUUUAAAUAAAUCCAUUUAGAAUAGAGAUGAGGCAAAGGGAGAACAAUUUUGGCAUAGAAGACCCUGCUUUUUCAGAUGGAUUUUAGGGGGAGGCACAUAAACUAUUGUUUUCCCUUUUCACCUCUGGACCUUCUGGGCUUCUGCCUGACAUACUGGCUAAGGUAAACCAACUCUCUUGAGCUGAAUCCCUUUUCUGGAUGGGACCUAGACAGAAGGACCUACUUUGCUGCUAAGCUGUCUUAAUGUUUUGCCUUCUUUCCUCUGCACAACUCUGCCCUCUGCCUGCCAGAAUCAGUACUUGAGCAAUGCUACCAGUGUUACACAAAGGCAGAGGCCCUAUCCAUCUCUCCAACAGAGGUGGGUGUAAAUUAACUCCCUUUGCUCUUCCAGCCAGGGGGCUUGAGCUUUUUAGGGAGAUGAAUUGGCCAGGUGGGAGCAGGAGUAUGGAGAUUUGCCAGACGGUAAAUCAGGGUAUUCAAGCGCAAGUACUGAAGAUCAGGCUUAGUCAAGACUGUGUAAGUUGCUGAUGGUCAAAAAUCCAGCUAAGAAGCCCUUUGCUUCGAGCCUCUUGAAUGGGAGAAAGCUGGACUUCCCAUUUCCCUUAUAGGCGGAGAGGAGAGAUGAACAUUUGAGGAGCCCACUUCACCCCUUGGAAGCUGGGCCACGGCUCGUGGUGGGGUUUCUUUUCUGGAGCUAUCCUAGAUGUUGGUAGGGAGGGGUAGAGAAGCCUGAGCACCUCUCAUUCUUCCCCUGCUGUCGUGGCCACCGUGCGCAACAGCCACUCUGCUGCUGAAAUUGCACGUGGGAUUUUAUUUUAACUGUUUGUUCCAGGAUGUUUCUUCAAUGCUGUCUAGAAAUAGUACGUGUUCCAUGCCAGAGUUUCCUGUCCUGGUCCCUUGGCAUCAUAUUCCUAAAAGCCCAGUCACCAAGGCUGUAUCUGCAUCAGCCCCACUGCUUCCAUUUGGGAACGUGGCGAGGGAUCUGACGUCUGUGUAGAUACAGCUACGGUGCAGGGCUGGCUUGUGCCCGUGGGGACUGGAUGCGUUGGGUGCAGAUCAUUGGUAUCCCCCUCCUGCAGGGAGCUCUGUUCUAACUGGCACUUUGUCUGUGUAGAGAUGUGUAUAAAUACCCUGUACAUAUUUGUGUAAAAAAGGAGAAAAAAGAGGAACUUACCAUA